Messenger RNA from Sander lucioperca (pikeperch), 2499 nucleotides. RefSeq names its product tubulin, epsilon 1 (gene tube1). Gene Ontology annotation, cellular component: cytoplasm; microtubule. The transcript has 11 exons. Gene Ontology annotation, molecular function: structural constituent of cytoskeleton; GTP binding. The record is from RefSeq and is a predicted model, not a curated record. Lineage: Eukaryota; Metazoa; Chordata; Actinopteri; Perciformes; Percidae. The coding region runs from base 203 to 1486 and encodes 427 amino acids. Gene Ontology annotation, biological process: mitotic cell cycle; microtubule cytoskeleton organization.
AUAUGCGGAAGCUACGUUACGUGUACGCCGUUUCCAUGGUAAUACGUCAUUAGCACUCGACCAAACACAGGGGAGGCGCGAGACGAAAGAAUUGUUUAAAACUAUUUACACAAAGUAGUUUCAGUGGAGAGUUAUGGACAAAUGUUAACAUUACGUAUGACUUAAAUCCGCCUUCUAGAGGGGUGUGCGUGUUGCUGCGGCCAUGACACAAUCCGUUGUUGUCCAAGUUGGUCAGUGUGGGAACCAGGUUGGCUGCAGGUUUUGGGAUCUUGCUUUGCGAGAACAUGCCCACGUCAAUAAAAAAGGAUUGUACGAUGAGGCCCUCAGUAGCUUUUUCCGAAAUGUGGACUCAAGGGAAAGUGAUGGGGGAGCCCACGUUGUUGGUGGGAGAAUCCAACAUCUGAAGGCCAGGGCAGUGCUGGUGGACAUGGAGGAGGGUGUGGUCAAUGAGAUCCUGCAGGGCCCAUUGAGAGAAAUGUUCGACAGCACUCAGCUCCUCACAGACGUGUCAGGUUCAGGCAACAACUGGGCAGUUGGACACAUGACGUAUGGCUCAGCCUACAGGGAGCAGAUAGUGGAUAAGCUGCGGAAGGCAGCAGAACACUGUGACUGUCUGCAGUGCUUCUUUCUCAUUCACUCUAUGGGAGGAGGUACGGGCUCUGGCCUGGGGACCAGAGUGCUGAGCCUGCUGGAGGAGGAGUUUCCUGAGGUAUGUCGAAUUGUCACCUCCAUCUAUCCGUCUGCGGAGGAUGAUGUCAUCACCUCUCCCUACAACAGCGUCCUGGCCAUGAGGGAGCUCACAGAGCACGCCGACUGUGUCCUGCCUGUUGAAAACCAAUCGUUGGUGGACAUUGUGGACAAGAUUAAACAUAUGUCUCAUGGUGGAAAGCCAGGGUCGGCGAUAAAGAGAGACAGCACCAUCAUCUCUGGGCAGGGCGGGCUCAGUGGGACUGAAAAGCCCUUUGAUGCCAUGAAUAAUAUUGUGGCUAACCUGUUGCUCAAUAUUACCAGCUCAGCUCGUUUUGAGGGAUCUCUCAACAUGGAUCUGAACGAGAUUGCAAUGAACCUGGUCCCCUUCCCCCGUCUACACUAUCUGGUGCCCAGCCUCACCCCCCUCUACACACUGGCAGAUGUCAGUGUCCCCACCAGAAGACUUAAGCCUUUGCUACCCUUUGUGUCGUGGAACCAGGAAGGCUGGAAGACGAGCCUGUGUUCAGUGCCUCCCGUGGGUCACUCCCACGCCCUGUUAGCCCUGGCCAACAACACCUGUGUGAAGCUCACAUUCAUGGAGCUGAGAGAACGCUUCAUCAGGCUCUACAGGAAGAAGGCUCACUUACACCACUACCUGCAUGUAGACGGGAUGGAGCAGAGCUGCUUCUCAGAGGCCAUCAGCUCUCUCAGCUCACUGAUUGAAGAGUACCAACAUCUAGAUGCCACCAAGGGGACACUUAUGCCAGACGCACCCAGACUCCGCAUUGCCAGAUGAAGGUCUGCGCUGUUGUGUGUGUAGAUGUCUGUGUCUAUGACUGUCUCAUUGUAAAAUAACUGUGUCCAUGCUAAGUCCUAUCAGAAUAUCUGUUUAAAUACAAAUAUUAGUGACGUUUUCAGUUAAGUUAAUGGUGUAAAACGGAAGUGUAACUUCUUUCCUCUCUAACAGAAUAUCAUUUUAACCAUUUACUUUAGCUUUGUCUUUCCAAGUGUCAGCAAAAGGAAGCUAAUACCGGUGAAUUAGCAACGCGCUACCGUUGGCCAUACUCGGACACCCCCUGUCCUCGCUGUAAAACCUCACUGGGCGCUGCUGGUUUUUCGGGGUAUUAACCAUAUUAACAUCAAUGCUGUCCACACAUCUGGGACCGUACUUCCGUUCUUCACAAUAAAAUGUAAAACGACAUGCUUCCAAAUUAUUCAGUAUCCCCUUCAUUUCCACUUUGUAAAGUUAUUCCACCACCUGAGCAUCGCCCAAGCGUUCUUACUACUUUCUCUCCUUAAAGUCACUUUUGUAUACUAAUUUGACAUGCAAAUGUCCAUGUACAUACAUAUGAAAACUCACAUGUAGAUUCUUAGAUGUGUAUAAAUGAAUUCUAUUUGCACUUCGGGGGCGAUCGCAAAGGAAAAGCACCGUUAAAAGGCCGGAAAGACGUCAGACCGGAGGUGUCCAGAUAAGGCCAAUAACGGCGAACGGUUUCCGAACAUGGACACAGUUAUACCAAUAAUUAUUUUUCAAUAAGGACUUCACACAACCAAAUCUUUUGUAUAUACCUUUAUAAGUUAUAUGUCAAUAUUGUCUAAUUUGUGAACAGAUUAAAAAUAAGCAGGGACAACAUGUAAAAAGAAUCUGUAGUGUGACCUGAUUUGCCAUGUGUGGGCUCCCUGACCAUAGUAUUAUGAGGUACUGUUAAUGUGUGCUGUUACAGCUAAUGCACUGGCCAUGUUCCUUGUUGUUAUUGCACAUACAUGUCCUGAAGACAGGGUUUAUAAAAUAUUCUACCAUAACUAAAA